Messenger RNA from Tupaia belangeri chinensis (Chinese tree shrew), 2587 nucleotides. It is a transcript of the gene PCK1, whose product is annotated as phosphoenolpyruvate carboxykinase 1. Gene Ontology annotation, molecular function: phosphoenolpyruvate carboxykinase (GTP) activity; GTP binding; manganese ion binding. The transcript is spliced from 10 exons. NCBI's taxonomy places the organism in Eukaryota, Metazoa, Chordata, Mammalia, Scandentia, Tupaiidae. The record is from RefSeq and is a predicted model, not a curated record. Gene Ontology annotation, biological process: cellular response to glucose stimulus; oxaloacetate metabolic process; response to starvation. The coding region runs from base 152 to 2020 and encodes 622 amino acids. Gene Ontology annotation, cellular component: cytosol.
GCCCGGAGGUUGUGCUACCGAGCACAGCCUUCCCACUGGGAACACACUCUCGCCAGCGGGAAGAAUCCAGGAAGAAACCCUGGGAUCUCGGAUCGGGAUCCUCCAACGAGGAGCAGGGUAACCUUCGUGUCUGUGCCCCUCGGCUGCAGCAAUGCCUCCUCAGCUGUCCAACGGCCUGAACUUCUCGGCCAAGGUCAUCCAGGGCACCCUCGACAGCCUGCCUGUCGCAGUGAGGGAGUUCGUGGAGAGCAGUGCUGCCCUGUGCCAGCCCGACCGCAUCCACAUCUGCGAUGGGUCCGAGGAGGAGAACCAGCAGCUCCUGGACCACAUGGAAGAGCAGGGCAUCAUCAGGCGGCUGAGCAAGUACGACAACUGCUGGCUGGCUCUCACUGACCCCAGGGAUGUGGCCAGGAUUGAAAGCAAGACAGUCAUCAUCACCCAAGAGCAGAGGGACACGGUGCCCAUCCCCCGGGCGGGCCUGAGCCAACUGGGGCGCUGGAUGUCGGAGGAGGACUUCGAGAAAGCGUUCAGUCUCAGAUUCCCAGGGUGCAUGAAAGGCCGCACCAUGUACGUCAUCCCGUUCAGCAUGGGGCCGCUGGGCUCGCCGCUGUCCAAGAUAGGCAUCGAGCUGACGGACUCGCCCUACGUGGUGACCAGCAUGCGGAUCAUGACGCGAAUGGGCGCCCCCGUCCUGGAAGCCCUGGGCGACGGGGAAUUUGUCAAGUGCCUCCAUUCUGUGGGGUGCCCUUUGCCUUUAAAAAAGCCCCUGGUCAACAACUGGGCCUGCAACCCAGAGCUGACGCUCAUCGCCCACCUGCCCGACCGCAGAGAGAUCAUCUCCUUCGGAAGCGGGUACGGCGGGAACUCACUGCUCGGGAAGAAGUGCUUUGCGCUCCGGAUGGCCAGCCGGCUGGCCAAAGAGGAAGGGUGGCUGGCAGAGCACAUGCUGAUCCUGGGGAUCACCAACCCCGAGGGGGAGAAGAAGUACCUGGCAGCUGCGUUUCCCAGUGCCUGUGGGAAGACCAACCUGGCCAUGAUGAACCCCACCCUCCCUGGCUGGAAGAUCGAGUGUGUCGGGGAUGACAUCGCCUGGAUGAAGUUCGAUGAGCAAGGUAACUUAAGGGCUAUCAACCCAGAAAAUGGUUUUUUUGGUGUUGCUCCUGGGACCUCUGUGAAGACAAACCCUAACGCCAUUCAGACCAUCCAGAAGAACACCAUCUUCACCAACGUGGCCGAGACCAGCGAUGGGGGUGUUUACUGGGAAGGCAUUGACGAGCCGCUGGCCCCGGGCGUCACCAUCACUUCCUGGAAGAACAAGGAGUGGAGUCCGGAAGACAAGGAACCGUGCGCCCACCCCAACUCGCGGUUCUGCACCCCUGCCAGCCAGUGCCCGAUCAUUGACGCUGCCUGGGAGUCCCCGGAAGGUGUGCCCAUCGAGGGCAUCAUCUUCGGAGGCCGCAGACCUGCAGGCGUUCCUCUGGUCUAUGAAGCCCUCAACUGGCAGCACGGUGUGUUCGUGGGGGCAGCCAUGAGAUCAGAGGCCACAGCAGCUGCGGAACACAGAGGCAAAGUCAUCAUGCAUGACCCCUUUGCCAUGCGGCCCUUCUUUGGCUACAACUUUGGCAAAUACCUGGCCCACUGGCUGAGCAUGGCCCAGCGCCCUGCAGCCAAGCUGCCCAAGAUCUUCCAUGUCAACUGGUUCCGGAAGGACAAGGAAGGCAAAUUCCUCUGGCCGGGUUUUGGAGAGAACUCCAGGGUGUUGGAGUGGAUGUUCAACCGGAUCAAUGGUGAAGACAGCGCCAUGCUCACACCCAUAGGCUACGUCCCUAAGGAGGACGCCCUGAAUCUGAAGGGCCUGGGGGACGUCAAUGUGAAGGAGCUCUUCAGCAUCUCCAAGGAGUUCUGGGAGGAGGAGGUGGAGGAGAUCGAGAGGUACCUGGAGGAUCAGGUCAAUGCCGACCUCCCCUAUGAGAUCGAGAGGGAGGUGCUCGCCCUGAAGCAAAGAAUAAGCCAGAUGUAACCAGAGCCUGAGAACACCACCCCUGUGAUCACCCAUCACCGCUUUUCCAAUCCUUAAGAUGCAGAGGAGCGAGAAAAGGCGAGUGUCCCCAAAUCCACCCCACUGCCAGCAUGCUCACAGCCACGCGGACCACCAGACCUGAAGGGCACGCUGUAAUUGUUUAGAUACGGGCCACAGAGUACAGGCGAGUCACUAGGAGAUUGGGAAGGAAAUCUUAGCACCACUCCCAAAUUCACAGCUGUAGGCCUCUCAGGCAUUGGGUUUUGUGUUUUGUUUUUUGUUUUUUUUCACUUCAGCUAUAUGGGUUAGUGCGAUGCACAGAAAAACUCCUUGAGCUGUAUGUGUGUGUGUGUGUGUGUGUGUGUGUGCGCGUGUGGUGCAUGUGCACACGUGUAUCUGUAUGUACUGUUAUCUAAGAUGUAUUUAAUACCUUUGGAAAAAUCGAGGGCAAGAUUACCUACUGUCGUUAGGAAGAAAUGUUGCUUGUUAUUAAUACAUGUGUUUAAAUUAUUUUUAUACAGCACUGUUCCUUUUCAUAAUUGCAAUGUUUCCCCCUUACCACAUCUU